AUGAACUUUCAAGCUAUUCAUCAAUCAUCCUCUUCCUCUACCUCAUCAGGAUCAUCAUCGGAAAAGAAAAGAGGUGGUAGAAGAGAAAUGGGAGAAACAGAAAAAGUUUCCCGAGCACUUUCUAAAUUAUUGAGACAUAAAGCCGAUAAAACUAAAGGAAUUAAUUUGAGAGCUGAUGGAUAUGUUCUCAUUCGUGAAAUUCUUGCAUUGAAGGAUUUUAAAGGAGUCACUCAACAAAUGAUUGAAGAAUGUGUAAAGAAUAAUGAUAAACAAAGAUUUAACAUGACACAAGAUGCCACCACAGGAGAAUAUAUUAUUAGAGCUAAUCAAGGACAUACCAUUGCUGUUGAAGUGGAAAUGGAAGAAAUUGAUUCACCAUCUAAAUUGGGAGAAUAUGCCAAUACAGUCAUGCAUGGAACUUAUCAUGAUGCCUAUGAUAAAAUUGUGCAAUCUGGUGGCCUAUCAAGAAUGUCAAGACAACACAUUCACUUUGCAAUUGGAGAACCAGAGGAAGGUCACGUUAUUUCUGGUAUGAGAAAGAGUGCAGAAGUUUGUUUCUUUUUAGAUGUACAAAAGACCAUUGAUGAAGGUAUUAAAUUACUCAAAUCAUCCAAUGGAGUUAUCCUCUCACCAGGUAAUGAUAAGGGACUCAUUCCAAUGCAUUGUUUCUCUCAAAUUAUCGAUAGAAAGACAAGAAAAGUACUCUACACUAACAAACCAUAA
This is a messenger RNA of Naegleria gruberi, 723 nucleotides long. RefSeq lists its product as uncharacterized. Bases 1 to 723 code for a protein of 240 amino acids. Gene Ontology annotation, biological process: tRNA splicing, via endonucleolytic cleavage and ligation. The transcript has a single exon. Gene Ontology annotation, molecular function: tRNA 2'-phosphotransferase activity. Lineage: Eukaryota; Heterolobosea; Eutetramitea; Acrasida; Naegleriidae. The record is from RefSeq and is a predicted model, not a curated record.